Dimorphilus gyrociliatus is the source of this 4234-nucleotide messenger RNA. The record is from the annotation of a GenBank genome assembly. NCBI's taxonomy places the organism in Eukaryota, Metazoa, Annelida, Polychaeta, Dinophilidae.
AGUGCUCUUCAAUUAGUCCCGUUAAAUAGACGAUGUAGGCAAGAAGGACGGAUUCUUUCUCCGAAAGUUUUUUUUAUUUUUGUACCCAAAUUUCUUAAAGAAAUAUAAAGGAAUAACGAAAGGAUAUCUUGGAACAACACGUUUUGUUCUAUUCGUAAACAUUUGUUCAUAUAUGUAUAUAUCGAUGUAUAUAUACAUAUGCACAUAGAGAAGAUUCUUUGAAGAAAAAGUUCAUGAUAGUUCCCGGCCUCUGUGCUGCUUCGCUGUAGGAUGCCGAUUCUAUGGUUGAUUGUAGUGGCUAUUGGACUCUGUAACUCUUCUAACAAGUUCAUUAAAAAACCAAGAGACGCAACAAUUGAUGUGGGCGGCAGAAAGAGAUUUGAGUGUCUUAAGGAGGGAGAGGAUGAUUACUUAUGGAAAAUAAAUGACGUGAAGGCUAAUACACUCGGCCUAGAAAAUCUGAUCAUAAGUUCGGGUGCCGACGGAACUUCUUAUGCCGAUAUUUUUAAUGCAACUAUUGAUUUACACCUCGGUAAAUUGGAAUGCCAAGCUGGUAUGAGUGUGGAGAAAGCUAUGGUUGACAUAAGAGUUAAGCCUAAGCACGUCGCAAUUAAACCGAAGAAUUUACAAGAUUGCUACGAUUGGGAUGACCGAAUCAAGUCUUGCCUCAAGGCAAAGAGAAACGGCGGGAGCGGUCCUUAUCAUCUCGUUUGUACAGCGGACGGCGCCCGUCCGAAAGUUUAUUUCAAUUGGUACAAAAACGGUCGUAAAUUGUCCAAUAGAGAGUUUUCAACAAGCCAAGAUAGCUGCUUGACGCCGUUAGAUGCUUCAAAUUUUGUUAAUAAUAAACCCAAACUCUGCAAUUUCAAAUCCGUCUUGUUACAAGAAUUUUCACCAUUGUCGGGUUCAAUUAACUUUACGUGUAGUGCUCGAAUCGACAAUGGUGAGACUAUUGAUGGAAAAUCUUUAAUUAUGGAAUUUUCUGUCCCUCAAGAGAAACCGGUCAUUAAGGACGCAAGUAGCAAACUGAUAGACAGUGUCAUCAGUGCAAGAGAAGGCGAGACGCUUCGUUUAGUGUGCACUGUGGAAGGGGGAAAUUCUCGAAACGCCAGAGUAUAUUGGACAGAAGACGGAAGGGUAAUCACCUCAGACUUUUCAGUCAUUAAAUCUUUAGAAGGCAAAAUAAUUCGUACACGAAAUUUAAGCCUAAAAGUCAAAAAAUCUUUAAAUGGGAAAGAAAUCGCCUGCUUCAACGGUGAUAAUAAGAAGGCGGCUUUCUCUUUGAACGUCCUUUUUAAACCUCCCAAACCAAAAAUUUUCGUGAAUUUUAACUCUCUUUGUAAGAAAAAAGAUUCGGCUAUUGUAGAGUGUUUUUGCGGGCCAAGUAACCCUGCGUUCAAAGUAACGCUUAUGCACAAUGAUCAGAUUGUAAAGGAUUCUUUAUCAGAAAGUGAUCAAGACGCAGAUCCGCACACCUACACAACAUAUCUUCGACAUAGCAUUAAAGUUGUUGGGAAGAUUUCCAUAGUUUCUUGCAGUUGCAAUGGACAACAUUCCGAUACGAAGAACAUCACUCAAUGCUACCCUCCAAAGAAGCCAACGCUAAACGUAAAAUUCCAAAAGAGUAACGAGAUUUAUGAGAAAGGCUCUACGGUCGAUUUAAUAUGCAACUCGGAUGGUGGAUAUCCCAGGCCCUCUAUCACUUGGAAGGAAGACGGCGUUCCUUCCAAAAAGCAAGCAUUUUCAUGCGAAGAAUCAGAAAGAACUGGUAGAACCAAUAAUGAUGUUUGCUCUAAGUUAACUAUUACAUUUAGAAAGGAAGAUAAUGGAAAAACAUAUUCGUGUGUCGGCAAAAACGUUAUGGCAACGGGUAGCGAAAGUGAAUAUGCAGCAUAUAAAACGUUUAAUAUUACUUAUUUUCCGGAUAAUAUCACUUUAACAAGCAAUAAAAUGUCAAAGUUACAUGAAACGACCAGGUUCAUUUGUACUGUUGAAGGUGGGAAUCCUCAUCCGAACGUAACUUUCCGAUUGAAUGAAACCAUAAUAAGGAAAAAUGUUACAACAACGUGGAAAAGAUUGUCAUCAGCGGGUAAACCCUUUUUAACGACAAGUGUAUUGGAUUUAUAUAUGAACAAUGGUUUAAUGUUUCGGACAUUAAAAUGCUUAGCAAAAUAUCAUCCCACAACAUUCCAUCCAACUUAUGAAAUCGUCGAUGAGUUAAGUUUCCGAGUUGAUUCUAAACCGUUUUGGAUUUCGAAACCGAAUGAGAAUUUUACGGCAAUAGAAAAUAAAGCUUUAAGCAUAGUCUUCAGCAUAAAUGGAAGACCGUCUGUCUAUUCUUAUUCUCUACUGAAAAAUGGAAGUAUCGUUCCCAAAAGUCAUUAUCGAGUUAUAUCCAAUCGCUUUUUGAAUUUGUUGAAAUUGAAAAGAUACGAUCACGGAAGUCUAUUCACAUUUAUUGUGUCAAAUUCACACGGGAAUACCCAGGCAACAUUCCGAAUAACGGUCAAUUAUAAACCCGAAAUAAAAGCCAUAGGAAAAACGAAUAUAGUCUUAAAUGUUACACAAAGCCUUAUCCUCACUUGCCACUCAGAGGGACGACCUACUCCUGGUCAUAAGAACGUGUACUGGAGAAAGAAGAACGGCGUCUUGGAUACACGUCGUUUCACGCAACAGGUCUUUAAUCAAGGCAGUAUUGUUGUCAAUCAAUUGAAUUUGACGUCCGCAUUGAGACAAGACGACGGCCAAUACCAGUGCCAUAGCUAUAAUACGGCUGGAGUGUCUAAGCCUCAAAACUUUUCUAUUUCUGUUAAUUAUCCGCCUAUUAUACAAUCGUCCGACAAGAAGUUCGCGGCAGACUAUACCAAAUCGACGACUUUGAUCUGUAAAGCUAUCGGACGUCCAUCUGUUAAAUACAACUGGUUUAAGUUACCCGAACGUACACCGAUUAAAAUAUCUGGUAAAUUCUCCUUGAAAAAUUCAGGAAAUUUGAAGAUAGAUAAGUUAUCGAGAGAAGAUUAUGGUUUUUAUCUAUGCCAGGCUAGCAACCUCCUAGGAAAUGAUACGAAAACCGUUGAGCUUGCCCUAGUGGGCCCCCCUGAUAAGCCAUUUAACCUCUCUUUCUCUGAACUUACCCCGAGAAGUUUGACCGUUUCAUGGUCGGCUGGAUUCAAUGGGGGAUUAGAACAGACCUUUGAAGUGAAAUACGCUGUCUUCGAAGAAAAAGAAAAGAUUGAAGCUAUUAAAAUAGUAGGAAAGAGCACCAAGUGUGCACUUGAAAAUUUAAAACCUGGCAGAAAAUACUCUAUUAGUGUACGAUCGCGAAAUGCAAAGGGUUCUAGUGGGUUUACUUCUCCAAAAAAAGUAACAUUAGCUGACAUUGAUUGGGAGGAGUUAGCACCCGGUCAGCGUAACGAUGAUACUCCGCUAACUAUCAUAUUGAUUAUAUGUGUAGCGACGGCCGUAUUAAUUGGCUGUAAUGUGGUGCUUAUCUUUUUUUGCGUUCGUCGAAGAAAAAAGAAUUCUUUAACAAGCCGUAGCGAAAGCUCAGGGUCGUCAAAUGCAGAUCAUUCGCCCGUCAUUGUAAAGCCUCUACCUGAUAUUACGUCGUCUUAUAGUAAAGUACCGGAUGUCUAUCCUACAAAUGAAGACGCCUAUGAAGUAAGAUCAAACCGAUAAAACUACCAGAUUUUUAUGACUUAAGAUUACUCUACUUUAAUAGUCGUACACAUAUUUAUGCAUACAUAUAUACAUACAUACAUACAUACAUACAUACAUUCAUACGUAUAUACGUAUGUAUACUGUAUAUAUAAAUAUAAAUACGUAUAAUACUUAAAACAGUACGAUGACGAUGUUGAUCCCAAUUUCUACCAACAAGACGAACAAGUUUAUCCGGAUAUCGUUAAUUCUCAAAAUGGUGAUGAUGGCAAUUAUUAUCCUUCUUAUGUCUGUAAGUUUCCAUUGCCUAAUUAAUUUGCUAUACUUUAUAUGAUAAUUUUUUCUCUCCCAAGAUUACCCUAAUGGGGUCGACGUUUAUGACUUGCAUAGUGUUAAGCAGGACAGUCAAUCUUCUAGCCAAAGUAAUUUAGCCGCUGUUAACCUUAAAACUUUCCAAUUUGAUGAUCCACCCGGUGGACAGAUAGAUCAUUAUGUUUAAUUUGAUUAAGUUUGGAUUGUUUGUUUCGUAUCUUGAUUCAUUUUGCAGAAUAUGCAGAAUUAUAUUGUUAUUCCCCAA